AUGUACAUCGGUUUCCAGACACUAGCAAUCGCCCUUGGCGCCUCGUCGCUGGUUGCGGCUGCACCUGCUGAGGCAUCUGCAGUUGAACUCAUGCAGAACCUCAACCGACAAGCGAUAAAUGCGCUUGAAAGUACCUUUGCUCAAUCCACCGAACGAUCCACCGCUAAGAAAUGCACACUCGCAAACGCCGCUGUGCGUCGCGACUGGAGAGCCCUAUCUAAGAAGGAGAAGAAGGCUUACAUCAAGGCUGUCCUGUGCCUACGCGAGAAGCCUUCCAAAGCUGAUCCAGCCUUCGCACCCGGUGCCCGCACUAGAUAUGACGACUUUGUAGCUGUCCAUAUCAACCAAACUAGGAGCAUCCACGGAACAGGCAACUUCUUCACCUGGCAUCGAUACUUCACUUGGGCAUACGAGAAGACUCUUCAAGAUGAAUGCGGCUACAAGGGUACCCAACCUUACUGGAACUGGUUCGAGACUCGUGACUUUGCUGUUGACCCUGUAUUUGAUGGCUCAGACACCAGCAUGGGCGGCGACGGAGAAUUCUUCAAGCACAAUGGAUCUUCUGGUGGAAGAGGAACCAUUCUCCUCCCUAGUGGCAACGGUGGCGGUUGCAUUAAAUCCGGCCCCUUCGCUGGUGCUGUUGCGAACCUUGGCCCCCCUGCCCCCAGUAUGGACGGGAUGGAAGCAACCACGACACCUCUCGAGUACAACCCCCGUUGUCUCCGUCGCGACCUCACACGUUACGCUGUAGAUCAGUGGUUAACUUACCCAAAUCUUCAUAACGUUACCCUCGGCGUUGCUUCACGUAACAUCGAUAUCAUGCAGACCGAGUUUCAAGGAAGGUUUCCAGACGGGUUCCUAGGUUUACACGGAGCUGGUCAUUACACGAUGGGUGGUGACAGCUCUGAUCUGUACUCCUCACCGAACGACCCCAACUUUUUCCUUCAUCAUUCUAUGGUGGAUCGAGUUUACUGGAUUUGGCAAGCGCUUUACCCCAAGCAGGCCAACGAUAUUGCAGGAACCAUAACUAUUGGUAAUAUGCCUCCCAGCAGAGACGCUCUCAAGUCUGAUCCCUUGAACAUGGGAGUCAAUUCUCCAGAGAUUACCAUCGGUGAUGCACUCAACACUCUGAGUGGCUCGCCACUCUGCUAUAUCUAUUUGUAG
Molecule: messenger RNA, 1164 nt
Organism: Fusarium pseudograminearum CS3096
Lineage: Eukaryota; Fungi; Ascomycota; Sordariomycetes; Hypocreales; Nectriaceae
Exons: 4
Coding region: 1-1164 (387 amino acids)
Molecular function (GO): oxidoreductase activity
Source: RefSeq, a predicted model, not a curated record